AUGAACCAAGCGCAACUCCAGCAAAAACAGGAGCGACUUCGUCAGCUGCAAGAGGAAGAACGACAAUUGCGGCUACAACUGCAGGUACAGGAACACGCUGCGACGUAUCAAGUGGAGCUUGCCUGGCCUGCACGGAUCGUUGACAGUAACGGAAAUGCCCCGCGCACCAACAAUGAACUGAUACAGCAUCGCCUACUCGAAUCCGGUGUCCUGUACGAAGUUCCCGUACGCGUUGGCGCCACGGUCGAAUCCACCAACGCGUUUAUACAAGACUUGGAAAAGACGGGGUGCUUUAAUAGCGUUCGUGUGGAGGUCGGACAAGGUGUUUCGGACGAGGACGCUUCGACUCGUGUACAGAAACAACUCAAAAUUACGUUGGAUGAAAAACGGUGGUACCGAGUCAACGCCGGUGCCGGGGUGAAAACAGAUGGUUGGCUGCGACCAGAAACGGCCGUCAAUGAUGGCUUUUUACCGACUGCUGAAAUCGACCACAGUCUAGCGAGUCCCGAAUACACGCCCGAUUUAUAUUACGGCGUCGAAUGGUCGUUGUUAUCGCGCGACUUGGUACCACGCCGACAGUCGAAAAUGCCGUACGCCAUGGAUGCAUCACCUGAGGUUGUUUCCCAAGCCGGACCGUCAUUGAAACAUUCCAUUCUCGCUGAAUUUCGAAGUAACGGCGAACUGUUGGAUCAUCCCUACAGCCCUACAGGUGGCGUUGAGAUGCACGGGUCGGCUGAAGUCGCGGUGCCACCAGGUAGUGUUGGGUUCGUCAGGUGCAACGGUGGGUUUGGCAUUCAUAUGCCUCUUCUGCAAAGCCUUUCGGUGCAUUCUAUAUUCAAUGCGGGCUACCUCAAAGCGCUUUCCUUUGGUGGCCUUUGUCGGCCACCGACCCUGUCGGAUCGGUAUUACGUGGGUGGCCCCUUGCGGUUCCGAGGCUUUGUCCCGGCGGGCAUUGGCCCCCGUACCAAACACGGCGGCAGCAGCACACCGGGCGGUGAUGCCGUCGGUGGUGACUUUUUCUACACAGCCACCGCUAUGGCCUCGAUUACACCGACGAGUGGAAUCCAAUCUGUCGAUAGCCUGCGAUUGCGCGUAGUACUAGGGUAA
Molecule: messenger RNA, 1107 nt
Organism: Phaeodactylum tricornutum CCAP 1055/1
Lineage: Eukaryota; Bacillariophyta; Bacillariophyceae; Surirellales; Neidiaceae
Exons: 3
Coding region: 1-1107 (368 amino acids)
Cellular component (GO): outer membrane
Source: RefSeq, a predicted model, not a curated record